AUGGCACUAAAAGGCUCAGAACACAGCAUGGACUCUGAACAACGUCCAGUUGCGGAGAAGCAUCUCAUCAACACGACAAUUAAAAACUUUACCUGGAGCAACGUCACCGUAACUGUCAAGGAUAGAGAGACCAAGCAGCCAAAGGCGAUUGUUGAUAAUGUUCAAGGUAUUGUUGAAGCCGGCGAGAUAUGCGCCCUCAUGGGACCUUCUGGCUGUGGCAAGACAACGCUUCUCAACGUGUUAGCACGCCGUCCGACAAAUGCGAGCAAUGUCGAAGAACAAGUACUUGUCAACGGCAAGCACUUAUCACUUGCAGAGUUUCGAGAAGUAUCGUGCUUUGUUGAGCAGGAAGAUGCUCUCAUUGGAUCGUUGACUGUUCGAGAAACACUCGAGUUCUCAUCACGACUCGCCAGUUCAAGCUCUCUGUCUAAAAAGGAACGUAAUGUUCGUAUAGACAACCUUCUCGAAUCUUUUGGCCUGGUCGAACAAGCCAACACUCUCAUCGGCACCCCCAUCCGCAAGGGCAUUUCAGGCGGCCAGAAGCGCCGUGUAGGCGUUGCGAGUCAACUGAUCACUAGCCCUAAGCUUCUUUUCCUUGACGAACCUACAAGUGGUCUUGACUCGGCUGCUAGUCUAGAGGUGGUCAAGUAUCUUCGCGUAGUAGCGAAACGCAACAAUCUCAUUGUCAUUUGCUCUAUUCAUCAACCUUCAACUUCGACCUUUAACAUGUUUGAUAAACUGCUUCUCCUCUCAGGUGGAAAGACACAUUACUUUGGCCCUGUAAGCAGUGUCGCUGCCUAUUACGCCCAAGUUGAAGCUCCACUGCCUCAAUACGUCAACCCAGCAGAGCAUCUCCUUGAACUGGUCAACAUUGAUUUUGCUCAAAAUAGGGGCGAAGCAUCGCGCAACCUUGGAUCGCUGCAGGAUUCUUGGGUGGCUUCGCAACAGGCGAGCCAAGUCAGUGAUGCAAUCAAGACUGCCGAAUCUUCAGGUGGCGAUUGGAGUGUUGAGACUAUCGAGAAGAGGCCCAGCAUGCCGAGCCUCACGUUGACUUUGCUACACCGAAGCUUUAUUAAGAGCUAUCGAGAUGUUGUCGCUUAUGGUAUUCGCCUAGCCAUGUACUUGGGCUUGGCAAUCAUGAUGGGCACUGUUUGGCUGAGAUUAGAUCCAGAACAAGAGUCUAUCCAACCAUUCAUCAAUGCCAUCUUCUUUGGCUCAGCCUUUAUGAGCUUCAUGGCUGUGGCUUAUGUCCCUGCAUUUAUCGAAGACCGACUGCAGUACGUCAAAGAGCACCACAACGGUCUGUACGGUGCUACCGAACUGAUCUUGUCCAACUUCUUGAUCGGUAUACCGUAUCUCUUCAUCAUAUCGGCUCUGUUUUCGGUUAUCUCAUACUGGCUCUCCAACUUUCAGCCCACGGCAACGGCGUUUUUUACAUGGGUCAUGUGGCUGUUCCUUGACCUGUUGGCAGCCGAGUCGCUCGUCGUUUUCAUGACGUCGUUGUUCCCAAGCUUUGUCAUCUCGCUUGCACUGGUGGCUUUCGCAAACGGUUUGUGGAUGUCUGUCGGUGGGUUCAUGGUGCCCCCAACGAUUCUAAACGUCUUUUACAAGUACGUGUUCCACUAUUGGGAUUAUCAGAAGUAUGUCUUUGAAGGCAUGAUGGUGAAUGAGUUUUCGAAGCGCGUGUAUAGCUGUGGCGAUGGAUGCCAAUGCAUGUACCGAUCUCCUUUGGCGGAUCAGUGUGAGAUUGAUGGACAAGCUGUGCUGAAUCAAUAUGGUUAUUCUAGUGGUCAUUUGGGUAGAAACGUGGGCAUCAUGAUUUCCAUCAUUGCUGGAUAUAGGAUUGCAGCGUGGCUGGUUCUUAUGUUGAGGAAGUGA
Messenger RNA from Fusarium venenatum, 1878 nucleotides. RefSeq names its product P-loop containing nucleoside triphosphate hydrolase protein. Gene Ontology annotation, cellular component: membrane. Gene Ontology annotation, molecular function: ATP binding; ABC-type transporter activity; ATP hydrolysis activity. Lineage: Eukaryota; Fungi; Ascomycota; Sordariomycetes; Hypocreales; Nectriaceae. The record is from RefSeq and is a predicted model, not a curated record.